Notodromas monacha is the source of this 916-nucleotide messenger RNA. The record is from the annotation of a GenBank genome assembly. Lineage: Eukaryota; Metazoa; Arthropoda; Ostracoda; Podocopida; Cyprididae.
AUUUAUGUUUCAAUGAAUUCACAGGGCGAUUAGUGUUGCUGAGUCUACUUUUUUUUGGGAUCGGUAUUUGAUUUUUUUGACGCCCGGACAACCGUUUUGGUUGUAAAAUUUUAUCAUGACACGAUGGGCGCGAUCUGCUACUUCUAAAGCUUCUAACCGCAGAGUUCCAGAAGAUGGAACACCGUGGGAAAAACUUCAAGCUCAGAGUACAUCUCGGGAGGCAGUUUCUGGUGACGAAUCCAAAGGUUCCGAUUCCAUUGAGAGUGAUGAUCCGAAGAAAGAGGAAGAACUUGCAGCAAGGAAACGGGAAGUGGAGCGAAAGAAGUUUUUCUUCGAGGGAUCUUGGGUGACUGCGGAAACCAAAUCUUCUCUGAUAGAACUUCGCAAAGCUUCCGAGGAAAUCCCAAAUGAAACUGCGAAAUUGAAAAUUGAAAGCGAAAUAAGACUCCUCCGGCGCAGAGAAGAAAAAACCACGAAGCGACUGAAACGGAAACUGUGCUUCCGGUGUCGUAGUGGUGAUCAUCAAUUGGCCGAUUGUCCCGAAACCGAACUGAAUACUGCUCUCUUGGAUUCGGCCGGUUCCCUGAUUCGAGGAGUCUCGUCCGGGAUUUGUUUCCGCUGUGGUAGUGACAAGCAUAUAGCCAAGCAUUGUAACGGCAAAGUAUCUGCGAAAAAGGGCAAAUACCCUUUCGCUACGUGUUUUAUAUGUACCGAAAAAGGCCACAUAUCGUCGGAAUGUCCCAAGAAUACGAAAGGAAUCUAUUUGAACGGAGGAAGUUGCCGGUUGUGUGGAUCCGUGCUGCAUUUGAGGAAGGAAUGUCCCGGCCUGAAACGUACCGAGUACGACAUUGCAAGACCGAAACGGAUGGCGGGGCCUUCGGUUCCUACUAAGCCGAAAAGAGUUGUGCAAUUUUAA